Messenger RNA from Paramuricea clavata, 2590 nucleotides. Lineage: Eukaryota; Metazoa; Cnidaria; Anthozoa; Malacalcyonacea; Plexauridae. The record is from the annotation of a GenBank genome assembly.
AUGUUGAAAUUUCCUUGCUUAUCGGAAAUAAUUGUCCGAGGAUUGUCAGGCCCCGAGAAGUUAAUCGUGGGAGGAGAAGAUGAUCCAUAUGGACAGAGGUCUCUAUUGGGUUGGGGAGUAAUCGGCAAUGUUUGUAAGUCUUCUGAGAAAGACGACGUAAUCCAAGAUGGAUACUGCAACAAGACUGUGGUGACGUCAUACCCUAACUUUGCAUUUGCAACAAAGGCUAAAGAAAUCAUACAACCCCAGAAGGUUCUAGAAGUAUUGGAAUCAGAUUUUAUUGAAAGACAAAUGGAUCGUAAAGCGUAUUCCGUUGAAGAUGCACGAUUUAUGCAAAUUCUCGAGAAAGGUAUAAAGCAACUUCCUGAUGGUCACUAUGAAAUGUCUCUGCCACUUAAAUCAGACAGAAUUGUGCUGCCCAAUAACAGGACAUGGGCUGUCAAGAGAUGGCAACAACUUUUGAUGAGGUUCCAAAAUUCCUCUCAGAUUACAAAGUGUUCAUGGAAGAUGUUCUUGAUCAUUGUGCAGAAAGAGUACCGCAAACCGUUUAGAUGUUGAAGACGGAAAGAUAAAUUAUGUACCUCACACUGAUAUAUACCAUCCAAGAAAGCCCGGACAAAUUCGAGUUGUCUUUGAUUGUUCUGCAAAGUUUAAUGGAACAUCACUCAACGACUAUUUGUUGCAAGGACCUGAUCAAAUUAACAAUCUUCUUGGGAUUCUGUGUAGAUUCCGGCAAAAAAGAGUCGCCUUCUUGACAGAUAUUAAAGGAAUGUUUCAUCAGUUUGUAGUGUCAGAAGAAUAUCAGGAUCUUUUGUGCUUCCUGUGGUGGGAAGAUGGUGAUCCCAGCAAUGAAAUGGUGGAUUAUCAGAUGAAAGUUCAUCUCUUUGGGGCAGUGAGUUCACCUGGUUGCACAAACUUCGGAUUGAAAAGAGCUGCUGAUGAAGGAGAAGACAAAUUUGAAGAGGAUGCUGCAGAGUUUAUAAGAAGGGAUUUUUUACGUAGAUGACGGUGUUAAGUCAGUGACAAAUGUUAAUGAAGCAGUUACGUUAAUUAAAGCAGGAUUGAAGUUACACAAGAUUGUUUCUAAUAGUAGGGAUGUUCUGAAAGCUUUUCCCAUUGAGGAAAGGGCCAAAUGUUUUAAAGACUUGGAUCUACAAGUUGAUGAUUUGCCAAUAGAACAGGCGUUAGGUAUAAGGUGGUGUGUUGAAAACGAUAGUUUGCAAUUUAGAAUAGAGCUACAGGAUCAUCCUGUGACGAGACGUGGAAUUCUUUCAACCGUGGGGUCCAUCUACGAUCCAAAUGGAUAUUUAGCACCCAUUACAUUGAAAGGAAAGCAAAUUUUGCAACAAAUGUGUCGAGAUAGACUCGAUUGGGACGAUCCAGUACCUCACAAUCUCUCUGCGCAAUGGGAGAAAUGGCGACGUGAAUUCAUAAUGUUGAGAAUUUACAAAUCCAACGACGUUUCAAACCAGAAAGUCAAAGUCAAAUCUUUUGCAAAGUCAAAUCAACGGAAUUGCAUCACUUCUCUGAUGCUAGUCUAGAAGGAUAUGGACAGUGUUCAUACAUCCGGUUAAUAAAUGAAGAUAAGGUUCACUGUUCCUUCGUAGUCGGUAAAGCAAGAGUUACUGCACUUAAGCAAGUAACUAUCCCAAGAUUAGAACUCACUGCAGCAACCAUUUCUGCUAGAAUGAGCAAGUUUUUGAGGAACGAACUAUCUUAUCAGGAGAUCAAAGAAUACUUUUGGACAGAUAGUAAAAUUGUUUUGGGCUAUAUUAGUAAUGUUGCUAAGAGAUUCCAUACUUACGUAGCCAACCGUAUUCAGGAAAUUAGAGAUGCCACUGACCCUUUAUCCUGGAACUACGUAGAUACCAAUGACAAUCCUGCGGAUGGAUCCAGAUGGCUAAAGGGCCCAAGUUUUCUGUGGAAAUGUGGAACUUUUGAAUCUCAAAUUAUCGAGAAAUUUGUUGUGAAUGAUAAUGAUCCUGAGGCGAAGAAAGCAGUAGUCAGCAAAGUAUAUAGCCAUGAGUCAAGCAAACAGGAUUGGGAUGCAGAUCGCCUAAACCAUGUGUCAAAUUGGUAUCGUGCUCAGAAGAUUAUAGCGUUAUGUCUACGAUUGAAAGUUAGAGUGAGAAGAAAAGAAGUAAAGAAACCCAAUUUAUCAAAUUCACUCAAUGAACGUCCUUUGUUUAGACUAACUGUCUCGCUCCCUGAAUUACAAGAAGCAGAGAAAGAAAUUUUGAGGGCGAUCCAACGUAAAUAUUUUGGGGAAGAGAUUCAAGUUCUGAAGUGUCUCAAAGUGAGAGAAACAGAUGUUUCAAGAAAUGUAGCUAGAAAACGAAAUGAAGAAAUUAAGAGGUACAGUUUGCUAUAUCGCUUAGACCCGUUUUUAGACGAUGAUGGUUUAGUUCGUGUGGGUGGCUGUAUUAAACGAGCGAAUUUUCCGGUAACAAUCACACAUCCUGUUGUAAUUCCUCGAAAGAGUCGCAUAACCAACCUUCUCAUCUAUGAUUGUCACGUGAAAGUGAAUCAUAUGGGCAGAGGAAUCACCCAUAAUGAGUUGGAGGAACUUCUGCCGUUUCUAAUCUGCUAG